AUGUUUUCAUUAAUAAGCACUUCAAUUGAUAAAUCAAUCUAUUAUGUCCCAACAAGAGAAAAUUAUUUUGCACUGGUAUGUAUGAAGUUAUUAUUACUACUAGACGAGCUUAUAAGUGUCGCAUACUAACUAUUUAAGGCUUGA
Messenger RNA from Debaryomyces tyrocola, 144 nucleotides. Lineage: Eukaryota; Fungi; Ascomycota; Pichiomycetes; Serinales; Debaryomycetaceae. The record is from the annotation of a GenBank genome assembly.